AGUUUGGAACGGGAAAGGCAGCUUUAAAUAUUGGGUUGUUGCAGCCGCCAACGAUCGAUCGGCUCCUUCCUUCCGUACCCGGCCGCAAACUCAAUCAGUCGAUCGACUCCAAACGCAGAUAUCUUGUCCAUCGAUCCGUCCGCGCGCGACGCAAACGCCGCUGCGACGAGCCGUCGGUCCGACGAUGCCGUACACCACGGGAGGCUGGCUUUCGCUGCCGCGCGGUCGGAGGCAAGAAGAAGGCGACCUUAUUGACGGCAUGAACGGCACGCCCCUGCCGGACGACGCGCUUGCGGUCGUCUUCACCCGGCUAUCGGAUGCCGCGAACAUCCUACGCUGCGCCGCCACGUGCAGGCGCUGGGGCCGCGUCGUCGCCAAGGAGGCCGCCAUCCUCGCCCGUGCCUUGCCUCCCCAGCUCACACGUGGCCGUGCCCUCCUUGGCCUCUUCCACCAGGACGAUGCCGGGGUGACUGCUCCCCGGAAGAGGAAGCGCUCCUCCUCCGGUAACUCGGCAGCUGGGCAGCCGUGCUUUGUCUCCACGGCUGCGGCCGCUCGGCUCCUCGGCUCCCGCAGCCCCUCCAUCACCAUAAACGACGGCGGGCACGGUGCGCUGUUGGAGUACUCCCGCCCGGUCGCCUCCCGCAACGGCCGCGUCGUCCUCGAGCUCCGGCGUGAGAAGCACACCGACGGCCUGAAGCUCUGCGUGUUCAACCCCAUGACAGGGGACGUGGCCCUGCUCCCGCCUCUCUCCGGCAAUGACAAGCCCGGAUUCUACGCGUGCGCACUGCUCACCGGGGACGACCUCCUCGAACCGCCGCCAUCCACCACCGCCUUCUUCUUCCGCGUGCUCAUCAUCUACAACCGUCACAGCUUCACCGCGCUCCGUGCGUACUCAUCGGACACCGACCGGUGGAGCUCGGAGGCCGCGAGGUCAUGCGGCCGCAAGAUUGACAGCGGAAGGCUGCGCAAGCUAGGCCAGAGCAUCGUGCUCCGCGGCGUUGCCUACUGGCCCCUGCACCGCUCGGCGCUUGCGGUGCGGCUCGACGGCCCGGAGCCCAGAGAAGUCUCCAUGCCACGGGACGGCAUUCCGUCGGACUGCCUGCAGCACCUCCGUUUGCUGGGCGUAACCUCCGACGGCAACGGCAAUCAGCAGCUGUCCUUCACAGACGCAAGGUUUGGUUCCGAUCGCCGUCUCCACAAAGCAGGACUACCUUGUCGAAGUAUUAUCCUUGUGACAAAUGUCCUCCACACCGUCGGCGGGGACGACGACUACGACAUGUCCACCGGCAAAUGGAAGCGGCAAGAAGGUCGCAUCAUAUUGACGCAGAUGAUGGUGCGCUCUUGGGACGACACCAUCAACCUGCGGUGGUUCUGCGAGAAGAGCGGCGUCAUCUUGUUCACGAUGGGAGAAGACAGUAACAGCCCUGGGGCCUACGCGCUGAACACUGCGACACAGGAGGUCGAGAAGUUGGCCGAUGGUGCCGGCUGCUACUUGUGGAGGAACGUUGUUGGAUACGAGAUGGAUGCCGCGGCUUACCUCUCGUCCAUAGCGUGCUACUAGUAAAUUAACUAGAAAAAUGGCACGCCUUUGGCACCCACCGCCUCUUGCUUGGUGGUCUGUAACAUAUGAGACCAUUGCUAGUCAUCACUCAUCAGCCAAAUAAUAAACUUAUCCCUUUUUAGGAUCA
This is a messenger RNA of Phragmites australis (common reed), 1688 nucleotides long. RefSeq lists its product as uncharacterized. Gene Ontology annotation, molecular function: protein binding. The transcript has a single exon. The record is from RefSeq and is a predicted model, not a curated record. NCBI's taxonomy places the organism in Eukaryota, Viridiplantae, Streptophyta, Magnoliopsida, Poales, Poaceae. Bases 185 to 1561 code for a protein of 458 amino acids.